GGGUGGGAACGCUCUGACUGGGUUUGGCGUUUCGGGCAAUAAGGCGGCUGGGGAGAUCUGAAGCUGACGCCAAGGCACUUGAGUUAGCUUUAGCAGAAGAGAAAUGGAGGAGCCAUAGAACAUUAAGGAUGAAUUCAGGAAGACCUGAGACCAUGGAAAACUUACCUGCUCUCUACACUAUUUUCCAAGGAGAGGUUGCCAUGGUGACAGAUUAUGGAGCCUUUAUCAAAAUCCCAGGCUGUCGGAAGCAAGGUCUGGUCCAUCGAACUCACAUGUCCUCUUGUCGGGUGGACAAGCCUUCUGAGAUAGUAGAUGUUGGAGACAAAGUGUGGGUGAAACUGAUUGGUCGAGAGAUGAAAAAUGAUAGGAUAAAAGUAUCCCUCUCCAUGAAAGUUGUCAACCAAGGGACUGGGAAAGACCUCGAUCCCAACAAUGUUAUCAUUGAGCAAGAAGAGAGGCGGAGGCGGUCCUUCCAGGAUUACACUGGGCAGAAGAUCACUCUUGAGGCAGUCCUGAACACUACCUGCAAGAAGUGUGGCUGUAAAGGUCACUUUGCAAAAGAUUGCUUCAUGCAACCAGGUGGGACCAAAUAUUCUCUGAUACCUGAUGAGGAAGAGGAGAAAGAAGAGACAAAGUCAGCAGAAUUUGAGAAACCUGAUUCCAUGAGGAAUUCUUCCCGGAAAAGAAAGAAGGAAAAGAAGAAAAAGAAACACAGAGACAAGAAGUCAUCUGACUCCGACAGCUCAGACUCUGAGAGUGAUACAGGCAAGAGAGCAAAGCACACAUCAAAAGACAGCAAGGCGGCCAAGAAGAAGAAAAAGAAGAAGAAGCAUAAGAAGAAGCACAAGGAAUGAGAAUAGAAAAGAGGACGGGUGGUUGAGAGAAUAAGGAACCAGGAGUUUUGUGCCUUGAACUCUGGCUCCUGAAAAGACUCAAUAGUGAGAAUAUUGCCUCCCACCCCGUUGACAUCUAUGGGAAUGCAGCAAGCAGGUUUGGGAGUUACAGGUCAGAAGCAGCCGCCUGAAUGAGUUCUUUCUUUACUGCUUCUGAUCCCUUAGCAGUUGACCCCUGAGGCCCACCCAUUCAUUCACCCUAUUUUUUUUUCAUUCAGCAGGAGGUCUGUUUAUCCUCCUCAGCUACCACUGCCAGAGCUGGAUUCCUUUAUAGGAGUCAAGGCUAAAGCCACAAGUACUGCUAUGGAGGUGAGAGCCUGGCUGUAUCUGAACAGUGACUGGUGCCUUCCCGUUGUCUGUCUUGAACUGGGCGAUGAGUUAGUUUAUGCUGCCUACGGGGAAGCAGAGGGAAACUGGCAGCAAGAGGGAGAACGUGGUAAGAAGUGGUGCUCACUUUUUCCAUUCCCUAGUAUGGUUCUACUAAGCUAGAAGUGACAGCCAGUGACCACAGCCAUAAAACAGUCAUUUGCAGUUUGACUUAUCUUGUAUAUGACAUUCCAACAGACCACUGAACCAGACAUAUGAAGCCAAGGUGAUUGCUCUACUUUCUAUUUAUUACUGUAUGAUUUGGCUAGUUCCACUUCAGGUCUCUGCUUAAAUUCCUGGCACUAAAUGGAAAUGUGUUUGGUUUGAAA
Marmota flaviventris (yellow-bellied marmot) is the source of this 1588-nucleotide messenger RNA. It is a transcript of the gene Zcchc17, whose product is annotated as zinc finger CCHC-type containing 17. Gene Ontology annotation, molecular function: RNA binding; zinc ion binding. The record is from RefSeq and is a predicted model, not a curated record. Gene Ontology annotation, biological process: RNA stabilization. NCBI's taxonomy places the organism in Eukaryota, Metazoa, Chordata, Mammalia, Rodentia, Sciuridae.